GCUGCUCGUGGUGGCCAGAGAAGUAAAAAGAAUACGCACGCGCGGAUAAACGGAUACAAACGGAAAACGCGAGACGUCGCACAGCAAACGAGAUUUGCUGGCUCCUGCAGUAGUGCUCGAGAUAACAUCCGUACGUGACGGUGGCAUGAGCAUGCUGUGAUUAUUGCUGCCGUGCAAGUGGCACAACAAAAGGGUAGAUUGGUCGCGAAAACGAUCCAGUCCAUCAACCCUGCCUAAUCCAACCCAGCACCCACCACCCACCUUCACCGAGGAAAAGAAGGAUACGCUAGUCACCCCGGGAGAGUAGCCAAGGAGCCGUAGCGCAGCCACCACCAAACGGAAGCAGAAAGCUACAGCAAAAAUAAUCAUCUUCGAGGCGUAUCGAUUUAUGACGUGAUACGUGGUGCGACGUUCGAAGCACCCGAAGCCGCCCGAGCAGAAGAAGUAUCGUGCUGGAGUACUCUUGUUGCCAGCGGAGGAGACAUCCCGGUCCCGUCCCCAUCGCCCGUCGCAGAUUUCAGCGUGGGAAACGAACCACUCCCCCGCUACCACUCUGUAUCUGAAAGCACGGUGGGGCCGUUGUUCGGCACGACAAAGACACGCUGCACGCGGGAGUUGCAUCCCGUCGGACGGCGGCGGCGGACGGCCGAAAGCGCACGGCUAUGAAUCCGAGGAUUGUCAUCAUCGGCGCGGGGGCGGCCGGGGUGGCUGCGGCGACGCGGCUCAUCGAGCGGGGCUACAAAAACCUGAAAAUACUGGAGGCGGAGAAUCGCAUCGGUGGGCGCAUCCAUACCGUCCCGUUCGGGGCCAACGUGGUUGACCUGGGCGCACAAUGGUGCCACGGCGAGAAGGGCAACGUUUGUUAUGAACUCGGUUCCAAGUACAACGUGUUCGACUCGAACAGCGCCCGCUACGAGCGGUUCGUGCUGACACGCUCUAAUGGUGAGCAGAUACCGACGGAGCAAAGCGAAAAGUUGCUUGGGCUGAUCUGGUCCAUCCUGGAGACGCACAAGCACGAGCUAACCGGCUACCGAGGCUCGCUGGGAGCAUUCAUUAUGGGCAAGUUCAGAGCCCUGCUCGAGACACCCGAGUACGCCGACGUGAACAAUGAGACCGCGUACCAGGUGCUGGAGUUUUUCCACAAGUUCGAGAACUCGAUCGAGGCCUCCGACAGUUGGUUCGACACGUCUGGACCGGGCUACCUGCACUACUGGGAGUGUGACGGCGAUUUGCUGCUGAACUGGCGCGACAAAGGCUACCGGACGGUACUGGAGAUACUCAUGAAACGACAUCCGCUCGCCACCUCUGCCGAUGCCAUCAAUCUGGAGGAUUAUACGCACUUUAACAAAACGGUGGCUAACAUCAACUGGACUGCCGGUCCGGACAGCCUAGUGUCGAUUCGGUGCACGGACAACAGCGUGUACGACGCGGACCAUGUGAUAUGCACGAUCUCGCUUGGCGUGCUGAAGGAGCGCUACCAGACGAUGUUCACGCCGGACCUGCCGCCAAUCAAGCGCAACGCCAUCCAGGGCCUAACCAUCGGUACGGUUAACAAACUGUUCCUAGAGUUCGAGAAGCCGUUCUGGCCCGCAGGCUGGCAGGGGCUCAGUCUGAUUUGGAGUGCGGCCGAUUUGGAAGAGGUACGGCGUUCUCCGGACAGCUGGAUGGAGGACGUGUUCGGAUUUUACAUCGUCGACUAUCAACCGAACGUACUGUGCGGUUGGAUCUCGGGCCGGAAUGCACGCCGCAUGGAGCGAGCCAGUGACGAAGACGUACGCAAGGCGUGCAUAUUUCUGCUCCGGAAGUUCAUGAAGAACGUCACCAUCCCGGAGCCGGUGCGCUUCCAACGAACGAGCUGGUACUCGAAUCCGAACUUCCGCGGCUCGUAUACGUUCCGCUCGAUGACGACCGACCUGCUGAAUACGUCCGCAUCGCACCUGGCCAUUCCUCUCACGAACUCGUGUGGCAUGCCAGUGGUGCAGUUUGCUGGCGAGGCCACGAACGAUCACUACUAUUCGACAGUUCAUGGUGCAGUCGAAACGGGCUGGCGUGAGGCAAACCGACUGAUCGACCUGUACGACAGGUUAAUACCACCCUUCAACCACGGCCCGAAGGCGUACGUUGACGUGCUCAUCCUUGGUGCGGGCAUCGCGGGACUCGGUGCCGCCAAGCAGUUGCGUAACUCUGGUAAAAGUUUCGCCAUCCUCGAGGCCCAGUCGUCACCGGGUGGCCGGAUCAGUACGAAGGCGCUCAAGAAGCAUCAUCACUCGUCUGGUGGUGGUCAGAAAGGGUGUCAGCAGCUGCUGGUCGAGGCUGGAGCCCAGUGGCUGCAUGGUCGUCAAAACGAACUGCACGAGCUGGCCAAGCGAAACGGGUUGCUGCGCGAGGAAACGUCCGAGGAGGGCCUCGGGGAGUUCCUGCGCGACGAUGGGUUCCGGAUAGACGACCAUCUGGCAAAACGGGUCGAUUUCAUCGUAGGCCAGAUACUGGAGCAGUGCGAAGAGUUUGCCACAAAAGGCAAGGGAGGUCCGUAUCCGGCCUCGCUGGAGGCCUUCCUGAAGGAGCAGUUCAAAAAGCGAACGGAAACGAAGGACUUCACACCGGAGCAGCGGGUGUUAGCCCAGCAGCUGCUCGACUGGCACUGCCGGUUCCAGAUCAUCGACAAUUCGUGUCUCCACGUGUCGGACAUUUCGGCCAAGCUGUGGGGCAGUUACUCGUUCAAUGGCGAGAGUUGCCAGGCGCACAUUAACAUGCGUUACGGUUUUCAGGCGCUGGUCGGUUGCCUGGUAGAAGAGAUCGGUGCUGAGAAGAUCGUGUACAACAAAGCAAUUUGCGAGAUCCGAUGGUUGGAUGCGCGCGGCAAGGUGAUCGUCAAGUGCACGGAUGGUACGGUGUACUGCUGCCAGCAUCUGAUUGUAACGUUCUCGCUCGGCGUGCUAAAGGACACGAUGGACCAGCUGUUUCAGCCGAAUUUACCAGCCAGCUACACCCGGCCGAUCCGCAGCAUCGGUUACGGUACGAUCGACAAAAUCUUCCUACAGUUCGACGAACCGUGGUGGGGUAAGGCUGAGGGCAUUCAGCUAGUGUGGCGGGAUGACUUGCGCAAGGACUCACACUGGACGCGAUUCAUUUCCGGAUUCGACGUGCUCAGUCCGGGCCCCCCUAACACGCUGCUCGGCUGGAUCGGUAGCUACGGGGCGCUCGAGAUGGAAGCAUUGAAUGACGAGCAAAUUGUAAGCGAUUGCGUGUUCAUAUUGGAGAAGUUUACCAAGAAGAAAGUACCUAAACCUGUCAAUUAUUACUGUACACGAUGGAACUCCAACCGCUAUAUUCGUGGGUCGUACAGCUUCACCUCGGUCAACUGUGACCACGAGCAAAACUUUAUGUCCAACCUGACGGAGACUCUCAUAUGCAAUCAGUACGACAAAUCAGGGGAAGAAUCGCGUAAAAAGGACCCGCUUCCACAACCACUCGGUGGUUCAUCGGGACAGGCUGGUGGCCGUGGGGUAACGCCUAUGACAAGUACCGCCAGCGGAAACAGCACGAGCAGCAGUAACAGCAGCAACACACUUACGAACCUAUCCACAGCUGGUACGGGAAACACACCGAAAAAAACUGGCGGCACCACACCGACCAAGCAGUCUGUCUCUAACACUCCAAACAAAACCCAAACCAAGCAGCAAAGUGUGCCCACAUCCACUACCACAACUACUACCGCCACUCCCACGACUUCCAGUAGUGCUAAAACAGCAGGCAGCAGCAACACAAACACCACAGCCACCCCCGUCAAUAACAACAAUACGCCAGCUUCCGGUAAGGCGCCAAACAGCGGUUCCAAUCUGACCAACAGUAGCAGUGCCAUUCAUACCAGUGCCACGAUUCACUUUGCCGGCGAGGCAUGCCACGAACGAUACUUCUCCACCGUCCACGGAGCGUUUCUGUCCGGAAUGGAGCAGGCGAAGAAAUUGCUGGUAGAAAAAAAAUUGCAAAGCAAUCAGUAGGCUGAGCGUAGGAAGAAAUCUUAACCAAAUCAAAAACAGCAAACAAGUGACAGGUGCUAACCAAACUCUAUCGGAAUUGGGAAGAGAUUAUCGGUUCCGGAGCAGACAAGCUCGUAUAGUGGGUACAAUGAAUACUGAAGGAAACAAAAAAUAUAGAAAGAUAAAAUCAAACACCCAGUGAAAAGGGAUACUAGUUUUUUAAGGUAAGUAGAGCAAAAACAGAAAAAGCAAUCCCGCUAACAAAAUCCCGAACAAAACCGGGAACUGCAGCUGCAGGGGAACGUUAACCAAUUAGUGGAACCGUAGACAGAUAGCAAGAAACAAGCAUAUAUACGUAGUGAGCAGAAGCGCGAGAGCAAAGGUGCAGCUAGUGCACAAACUAUUUACUUUUCUUCCUUCAGCAGUAGGAAUUGAAUGUUGAGGAUGACAAAAAUUAGGAUAUAAAGGUAUAUGUAUAUACAUACAUAUACACACAUAUAUAUAUUUAAGUAGCUUUAACAUUAUAACUUCCGAUUGAUAGCGAUCCAACCAAUGUCUUUCCUUCCGGAUUUGCGAUGCGAUCCGCGAUUCUUCCGCGUUCAACGUUUCCAAACUCUUCCCACCCAGUUUCCCACCAUCACCUUCCCGACGAGCGUUCGGUCAGGCUCGAUAAACUAGGACAACUCCUCUAUUACGGUUUGCUGUGCAUUUACUCCGGUUUUAGGAAGGUUGUUUUCAUUUUAUCCGUUUUCUGUUAAAUUAGAACUAUAUGAAAUGCUGCAAGAACCUGAUCUACUAUCGUCUACUAGCACUAUAGCAGCAUAGGAGUUUUGAUUUUCCUUCAAUAGUAGACCUAGUCAUAGAUACCAGUGCGAAGGACACGACUAACUAAGAAGUUAGGGGAACACGAUCAGUAAAGCUUGAGGUUAUAUUGCGGUCGAGGGAAGUGAAGGGGAAGUCAGUUGUUUCUAUUUUAGACUUAUCUUUAGUAGAUUCAAUUAAAUUUUUCAUCACUCU
Molecule: messenger RNA, 4997 nt
Organism: Anopheles coustani
Lineage: Eukaryota; Metazoa; Arthropoda; Insecta; Diptera; Culicidae
Exons: 6
Coding region: 663-4001 (1112 amino acids)
Molecular function (GO): polyamine oxidase activity
Source: RefSeq, a predicted model, not a curated record